AUGGCCGGAAAAGCGGCAACUUGGCCCGAUUGGCCAGAGUUCGUCAAAACUACUGCCGAAAGCGGGGACGAUCUCGUUGGUUACAAGACAGCUAUCGUCGAAAAAUAUGGCAAAGAGUCCCUAGUCAAGAGCUGGCUGAAGGUGUGCAAGGAACUUGCGUCGGUCACAGCCAAGAUUUCGGCAGCCGGAAACAGCAUCAUCCCCGAAGUCCAGUACGGUGACAUGUUUACCCUGGACCCGGAGGAGAAACAGAAGCUGAAAGACACGGGAUGUUUCAUUGUCCGGAACGUGUAUACCCGUGAGCAAGCUGAUGAAUGGUUCAAGAACUUGAAGGACUACGUGGCGGCAAACCGACCAUCCAUCCGAGGCUGGCCCGUCGAAACGCCCUUCAUUCUCAAUCUGUACUACUCACCCACCCAGAUUGCCGCUCGCUCGCACCCGCACCAACUCAAGCUCAGCGAACAGCUCAAUACGUGGUGGCACGACGAUGCGGGAGUGAGCUCCCCAGAGCCUCUUUCGUACGCCGACGGGGUUCGAAUUCGACCUCCAGGUGUCCAGUUCUACGGCCUUGGCCCGCACAUUGACGCCGGGUCGUUGUCCCGCUGGGCCGAUGCUACAUAUCAGUUAGCAUAUGGGGCCGUGUUUUCUGGUAACCCGGAGCUGCUAGACAACUAUGACCUGACCCAUCGCAAGAGCGCGAACCAGGCGCUUUUCCCAGGAUCAGCUCACUCUCGCGUCUUCCGGAGCUUCCAGGGAUGGACGGCGUUAACCUCAACGGGCCCCCGGGAAGGUAGCCUGAUGCUUUACCCUCACGUGAAGUGGACAAUCGCGUACGUUCUUCUACGGCCUUUCUUCAAACAACCCGAGUCCGAAGAAGACAUUAUGGAUGCUACAAAGUGGGAGUUUGACGACACUACGCCCUGGUUUCCGGGGACGUUCCGAGAUAAUAGCCAGCUCCUGAGCCCAUAUUCGCAUCCUCACCUCCGUAUGCGGGAAUGCCUCGUCAGUAUCCCGCACAUGAACGCGGGAGAUACCAUCUGGUGGCAUGCCGACAUGUGUCACGCCGUUGAAGUCGAACACACGGGAGACCACGAUUCCAGCGUGGCUUACAUUGCGGCGACGCCUCGGACGGCGGAGAACAUCAGCUACGUCAAAGGGCAGUUGGAGGAUUUUCUCAACGGUCUCCCUCCGGAGGAUUUCAGAGCAGGUCCAAAGGAGCACGAGUUCAAUCUCUUUACUGGAGAAAAGGGUAUCAUUGGAGAGGCUGGAAGAAGCGCAAUGGGCUUUGGUCUGGUUCGUUAA
Messenger RNA from Ilyonectria robusta, 1302 nucleotides. RefSeq lists its product as uncharacterized. Bases 1 to 1302 code for a protein of 433 amino acids. The transcript has 2 exons. The record is from RefSeq and is a predicted model, not a curated record. NCBI's taxonomy places the organism in Eukaryota, Fungi, Ascomycota, Sordariomycetes, Hypocreales, Nectriaceae.